AUGCUAUCCUCAAAUUUGAGAGCUAUUGCUCGUCGGUACGUGCAUUCUACUCGAAUACUAUCCAACAGAGGACCAUUGUCAUUCGAAGGAUGGUAUCCAAGAGAUCACAAACCUGGGGCACUUCCUGUUAACGACGUCGAGCGCAAAGCUGCUGCUAUGAAAUACGGUUUACGUCCAGAGGAUUAUCAUCCAAUGGACAAGGAUGAUGUCAUCAGAUAUGCAGGAGACUAUCCUGAUCUUGGUAUUGUUACCUACGAUCAUAAGGAUCCUUAUGAGAACUGGACUGACUCACAGAAUAGAAGAAAUUGGGGAGAAAUGGUCGGAAUUGAUAUGAUGCGCUACAGAGGAGAUCGUUUAACAUUCACAGGAUUAGAAGCUGAAGAUUAUACCACAUGGGGCUCAAUUGUUUUGUGUCUUCGUGUAUUAGUUCCGAUGGCUCUCAUAGCUUGGUAUUUCUGUAAUGACCACCCCAACGCUCUCCGAUGGAGAAACCCUGCGAUGCCCAAACAAUAUCCAUUAGAUUUCUACAGGGCUUAUCCAUUUGACGACGCUCGUAAAUAUCCUGUCGUUAACUAUUCCUUUGAACUUGAAGAAUAG
Messenger RNA from Auanema sp. JU1783, 597 nucleotides. The record is from the annotation of a GenBank genome assembly. Lineage: Eukaryota; Metazoa; Nematoda; Chromadorea; Rhabditida; Rhabditidae.